AGAAACAAGUGGAACGUUGGACGGAGAGGACGUGUGUUCGUGUUUAAAAAGUUUUGAAGUUUGCGCAGUGAAUUUAGUGUUACCGAAGCAUUCAUUGGAAACACAUGGUUCGGCAUUCCGGCCACGGCAUGGAGCCUACUUUUUAUGAGGAACAGUAUCCCUUGAGCGGACCUGUGGAAAGUUUGAAGAGGUCUCUCACCCUGGACUUGGAUAUAGGACGGGGAGGGAAGAGGUCGAGGGUGGCCGCUCCCGUGCUCUCGUCACCGGAUCUCCAUAUGCUGAAGUUGGGGUCACCCGAGUUGGAAAAGCUGAUUAUACAGAACGGGAUGAUCACAUCGGCGACUCCGACUCCUGGUGCUGCUCUGUUUCCGGCUGCGGCUCCAACUGAGGAACAGGAGUUGUAUGCUCGACCGUUCGUCGAGGCGUUGGACAAGUUGCAUCACGGCGAACCCGCGCCUAUGGGCCGACGUGUGUACGCGGAUCUCGACCGACCACUGGAGCGCUAUCCAACGCCGGUAGUGAAGGACGAGCCGCAGACCGUGCCGAGCGCUGCCAGCUCGCCGCCGUUAUCACCUAUUGAUAUGGAUACACAAGAGAGAAUCAAACUGGAACGUAAACGGCAAAGGAAUCGAGUGGCAGCCUCUAAAUGUAGACGGCGGAAGCUCGAGCGUAUAUCCAAAUUGGAGGAAAAAGUGAAGGUGCUAAAAGGCGAGAACGCGGAGCUGGCCCAGAUGAUCGUGAAGCUGAAGGACCACGUGCAUCGACUGAAGCAGCAAGUGCUGGAGCACGCCAACGGCGGCUGCCACAUCGAGACGCAUUUCUGAUCGCGCCGCCCUCGCCGCUCCUACACAUUCCAAACUAGUCGCGCCCAUUAGGACGCAGCAUACAAAGCGAUUUGUGAUCUUAAUUUUAUUGUGUAAUAUAUAGUUUAAUGAACACUUAGUGUAAGGUGUUAAAGUCGCUACAUUGAGAAUGCUGUGGAUUUAUCGUUAAGUUUUGAGAGAUUAGGAUGCCAGUGAUGUGUUAUGGCAGAACCCCCGCUCGGAAUAAUGCAAGUAAACGUCCGUAUGUUUGUUGGAGGUGAAUAAUGUACUUAGCACGAGUCACAACUACGUAAGCUUUAGCUUCCAUUGUAAGUUGCAGAAUUGUUUUCUAUGUAUCAGUAUUCUGUUGUCUCAUUAUUAGUGUAGUGU
This is a messenger RNA of Diatraea saccharalis (sugarcane borer), 1193 nucleotides long. The record is from the annotation of a GenBank genome assembly. NCBI's taxonomy places the organism in Eukaryota, Metazoa, Arthropoda, Insecta, Lepidoptera, Crambidae.